AGCGAGCAGCCGGGGGAACCCAGAGAAGGUAUUGCUGGAGAUGCCGUCGUUGUCGUCGUCGCGGAGUAGAGCGAGGAAACGGACAGGAACAGUUUGAUUCACGGUAGGCGAUAAGGCGCCCCCUGCCGAGGGUGGGUCAACCUGCUCUAUCUUAUCUUUCCACCCUUGCAGCCAGCAGCCUAUCAUGAGUGCGGGGUGGCUCCUUACAGUCUGGCUCGACUCAGCUUUUCCCUUCUGCAUAGGCCAUCACCAUGCGCAUCUCUCCCAGGGAGCAGGACAAGCUUCUCCUGCAUCAGGCAGGAUACUUGGCUCAGAAGAGACUCGCCAGGGGUCUCCGUCUCAACCAGACCGAGGCAGUGGCCCUGAUUGCUUCCCAGCUUCAAGAACGCGUCCGUGAUGGAAGGCACUCCGUCGCAGACCUGAUGCAGCAUGGAAAGACUUUGCUCGGACGCAGGCAUGUCCUUCCAGGGGUUCCUACUCUCCUUCACGAGAUACAGGUCGAGGGGACCUUCGUAGAUGGUGUAUUCCUAGUCACCGUCCAUGAUCCCAUCUGCAGCGAAGAUGGCGACCUUGCCGCUGCCCUGUACGGCUCCUUCCUUCCCAUCCCGUCUGCAGACGCGUUUCCGCCCAUCGAUGCGUCUGAGUUCGCGCGGGACAAGGCUCCGGGGGCCAUCAUAGUGAAAAAGGAGCCGAUAACCCUAAACAAGGGCCGCGAACGCAUCAAGCUCCAGGUUACAAACAACGGUGAUCGGCCAGUGCAGAUUGGUUCCCACUACCAUUUCAUCGAGACGAACUCGGCGCUCGUUUUCGACCGCGGCAAAGCAUAUGGAAAGCGACUUGAUAUCGCAGCUGGCACCGCCGUCCGUUUCGAGCCUGGCGAUCCCAAGACAGUGACACUGGUCGAUAUCGGUGGCGCGAAGGUCAUCUCAGGAGGAAACCGGCUCGCUACGGGUGUGGUAGACCUCUCCAGGACAGACGAAAUCGUCGCGGACCUGAUGCGCAAGGGGUUCGCGCAUGUGCCCGAGCCAGGGGCUAUGGAGGUGUCGAUGGAUACCACCAUCUCGCGCGAAGCGUACGUGGCCAUGUUCGGACCGACCGUCGGUGAUCGCGUGCGCCUGGGAGACACUGCACUUUGGAUUGAGGUGGAACGAGAUAUGACUGUCUACGGUGACGAGGUCAAGUUCGGUGGUGGAAAAACCAUCCGCGAGGGCAUGGGCCAGGCCACAGACCGUUCUUCCAAGGGGUGCCUGGACUUGGUCAUCACUAACGCUCUCAUCAUCGACUGGUCUGGCAUCUACAAGGCGGAUAUUGGUGUGCGCGGCGGGAACAUUGUUGGCAUCGGCAAGGCAGGCAACCCCGAUGUCAUGGACGGCGUCGACAAGAACCUCGUCGUCGGCUCGUCCACGGAGGCCAUCGCCGGCGAAAAGCUCAUCGUCACCGCAGGCGCGAUCGAUGCCCAUUGCCACUACAUCUGCCCGCAGCAGGUUACCGAGGCCCUCGCCGGCACGAACGCCACGACGUGCACGCCGAGCCCGUUCUACAUGCGCCACAUGCUCGCGGCGACGGAUGGCCUGCCGAUGAACUUCGGCUUUACGGGCAAGGGCAACGAUUCGGGUCCGACCGCGCUCGAGGAGAUCGUCAAGGCUGGCGCGUGCGGGCUGAAGCUGCACGAGGACUGGGGGACAACGCCGUCUGCGAUUAUCAGCUGUUUGGACAUUGGAGACAAGUACGACGUGCAGGUCAACAUCCAUACGGACACCUUAAACGAGAGUGGUUUCGUCGAGAGCACCAUCAAGGCAUUUGGUGGCCGCACCAUUCAUACCUAUCAUACGGAAGGUGCCGGAGGCGGACAUGCACCUGAUAUCAUCACUGUUUGCGAGUUUGACAACGUUUUACCAUCUUCGACCAAUCCCACACGCCCGUACGCAAAUAACACUCUGGACGAGCAUCUUGAUAUGCUCAUGGUUUGCCACCACCUGGACAGGAACAUCCCGGAGGACAUCGCCUUUGCCGAGUCGCGCAUCCGCGCGGAGACGGUCGCCGCAGAGGACGUGCUGCACGACACCGGCGCUAUCUCCAUGAUCUCCUCGGACUCCCAGGCAAUGGGCCGCGUCGGCGAGGUCGUGUCCCGCACGUGGCGCACGGCAAGCAAGAUGCGCGAGUUCGCAGGCCCUCUCGGCGCGCUCGGCGACGCCGAGGGCUGCGACAACGGGCGUGUGAAGCGCUACGUCUCGAAAUACACGAUCAACCCCGCCAUCACGCAUGGCAUAAGCCACCUCGUUGGCCAGGUCGCCGUCGGCCGGCUCGCCGACCUCGUCCUCUGGAGGCCCGAGAACUUUGGCACGAAGCCCGAGAUGGUCCUCAAGUCCGGCGUCAUCGCCUGGUGCCAGAUGGGCGACGCGAACGCGUCCAUCCCGACCGUCCAGCCGUUCAUCGGCCGGCCGAUGUGGGGCGCGCACGCCGCGAGCGCCGCGCUGAACUCGGUCUCGUUCGUGAGCGAGGUGAGCACCGCGAGCGGCGCCGUCGCGGCGUACGGGCUCGCGAAGCGCGUCGAACCCGUGCGCGGCUGUCGCAAGGUCACGAAGAAGGACAUGAAGUGGAACGACGCGACGCCGAAGAUGCGCGUCGACCCCGAGUCGUACGAGGUCUACGCGGAUGGCGUGCUCAUGGAUAUUAAGCCUGCAGAAAGGCUGCCGUUGACGAGAUUCUACAAUUUGUUCUAGUGGUUCGGACAAGAAACGAUUGUAGGAGAUGACUGGUUGAACUUUGAUUGUAUGGGUAGCCGGAGCAAGUGUACAAUAGGGCAUGGAGGCAACGCACUGUUGAC
Messenger RNA from Phanerochaete carnosa HHB-10118-sp, 2827 nucleotides. RefSeq lists its product as uncharacterized. Bases 252 to 2723 code for a protein of 823 amino acids. The record is from RefSeq and is a predicted model, not a curated record. The transcript has 12 exons. Gene Ontology annotation, molecular function: nickel cation binding; urease activity. Gene Ontology annotation, cellular component: urease complex. Lineage: Eukaryota; Fungi; Basidiomycota; Agaricomycetes; Polyporales; Phanerochaetaceae. Gene Ontology annotation, biological process: urea catabolic process.